AAAGUUGGAGGUGACGUCACUCUGAUUUGUCUAAAUGUGAUAGAUGAGCAGAAUAACUGUGAUGGUACUACGUGGAUGUUUGCUUCAAGACACAAACAAACAACAGUAGAGCUGAUCACACAUGGACAGAUUGUUGAAGAAGCCAAAACUAAAUCAGACAGACUGAGUGUUACAGCGAACUGUUCUCUGCUUAUAAAGAAGCUCACAGUUGAGGAUGUUGGUUUUUAUUACUGUCAACAAUACAAAGUCAAAGAAACACCAUCUAAACACACUCUGGUUCAUCAGUCUCAGGUUCAUCUCUCUGUUAUUACCUUGACUGAACAUAAGGACACUGAUAAGGUGACGUUAAGCUGCUCUGUGGUGACACAUGCAGAGUGUCAUCACACAGUGAAGUGGCUGCUUAAAGGUCAAGCUGUGGACAAAGAGAACAAACAAAUAGUGACCUCACAGACUGACUGCUCCACCACUGUGUCUAUUCUGAAGUAUUAUUAUUUAUACUCAUCACGUCAUAAAAUACUGAAGUGUGAAGUGACUGAUGCUAAAACAGGAAAAGUGCAGCUGUUUACCUUCAGCCAUCAGACCUCAGAUGAUACAACAGCAACAACUGUGGAAAGUGAAAGCACGACAGCAAACAACAAAUCAUCUGCAAAUUCACAACAUGGUGUCCUGUGGUUCAUCAUUCCAGCUGUGGGUUUGGUCUCACUCUUGAUAGUUGUUGUGGUUUUCAUCAGAUGGAAGAGAACUAGAGGAAAUAAAACACAGAUGGAUGAAGAUACUGGACUGAGUUUAAACCCUGCAGAGACUCAGUCUGCUCCUCAAACCAGUCAGGACUCGGUGGAUCCUGAAGUUUCCUACGCUACCAUCAGCUACACCAAGACCAACAAUAAAGUUCAGGUUCGGGGUGAUGAUGAAGGUGAUGCAGUGACCUACAGCACUGUGAAGGCUCAUUCCUCUUCUGCUGCAGCCACUGCUGAUCCCAGCAGCCUCUACUCGACUGUCACUUUUCCACUCACAUAGUUAAAGUUGACAAAAAGGACUCACAUUUAAGUUAAAGACUAAUUUUGUUUUGUGUUUGCAUACAGCAGAUUGGUAGCAACAUGCUAAUUAACGUAAAUGAUUAGAUAGAUGCCACUAUUAUAAAAAAUAUUGGGUUUCAAAUCCAGAAUCAUGUCUUUAUAUCCUCCAUUAAAACUAUGUAACUAAAUGUAAAUAGAAACUUUUUCUUAAUUUUCUUAAUGAAAUCAGACCAGUGUGUUUCCAUAAUGUGAUCCAAGUGUGAAUAUCUAAAUGCAAACAAACCAAAAGCCUUGUAUAGAUAUUAAUGAUAUAGUUAUAUGUUUAUAUUUUAUGAUAUUUCACA
Molecule: messenger RNA, 1360 nt
Organism: Oreochromis aureus
Lineage: Eukaryota; Metazoa; Chordata; Actinopteri; Cichliformes; Cichlidae
Exons: 8
Coding region: 76-1017 (313 amino acids)
Source: RefSeq, a predicted model, not a curated record